Nannospalax galili (Upper Galilee mountains blind mole rat) is the source of this 957-nucleotide messenger RNA. RefSeq names its product olfactory receptor 1A1-like. Gene Ontology annotation, cellular component: membrane. Lineage: Eukaryota; Metazoa; Chordata; Mammalia; Rodentia; Spalacidae. Gene Ontology annotation, molecular function: olfactory receptor activity; G protein-coupled receptor activity. Gene Ontology annotation, biological process: G protein-coupled receptor signaling pathway. The transcript has a single exon. The record is from RefSeq and is a predicted model, not a curated record. Bases 1 to 936 code for a protein of 311 amino acids.
AUGAAAGAAAACCAGUCUCACACCACGGAUUUCACCCUCCUGGGGGUUACCAGGGAGCAGGAACAGGAAGAUCUCGUCUUCAGCCUCUUCCUGUUCAUUUACCCCGUCACAGUGGUUGGAAACACGCUCAUCAUCCUGGCCAUUCGCUCUGACAUUCGCCUUCACAACCCCAUGUAUUUUUUCCUUGCCAACCUCUCCCUUGUUGACAUCUUCUUCUCCUCUGUAACUGUUCCCAAGAUGUUGGCCAACCAUCUCCUGGGUAGCAAAGCCAUCUCCUUUGGGGGAUGUCUGACACAGAUGUACUUCAUGAUAGCCUUGGCUAAUGUAGACAGCUACAUACUGGCUGCAAUGGCAUAUGACCGAGCCAUGGCCAUUAGCCGCCCGCUUCACUAUACAACAAUUAUGAGUCCCUGGCCUUGUGUCCUGCUGGUUGUGGGGUCUUGGGUGGUUGGAAAUGCCAAUUCGCUUGCCCACACCCUGCUCACAGCUAGGCUGUCCUUCUGUGGCAACAAGGAAGUUGCCAACUUCUACUGUGACAUUACCCCUUUGCUCAAGCUGUCCUGUUCUGACAUCCACUUCAAUGUAAAGAUGAUGUAUUUUGGGGUGGGCGUUUUCUCUGUGCCACUGCUAUGCAUCACCAUCUCCUAUAUCCGGGUCUUUUCCACUGUUUUACGGGUUCCUUCCACUAAGGGCGUGCUCAAAGCCUUCUCGACCUGCGGAUCUCACUUGACUGUGGUGUCAUUGUACUAUGGGACAGUCAUGGGCAUGUAUUUCCGGCCCCUGACCAGUUACAGUCUAAAGGAUUCAGUGAUAACUGUGAUGUACACAGCUGUGACUCCAAUGUUAAACCCUUUCAUCUAUAGUCUGAGGAACCGGGACAUGAAGGCUGCUCUGGGGAGACUCUUCCACAUCAGAACCUCUUCAUCUCUGGUGUGAGAUCAUGCACUGCACAGAGAC